AUUUCUUUAGUUUUUACGAAGCGACACCCACAAUUCGCUUAAGGUCAAGCAUGCUCAAUAGGUUGGAUACUUAAUGGAUUGCUACGAAAGAAAUAGAUGCGGAUAGCAGUUAUGGAUAUACUUGAACGUGUAAAGAUAACUUUAAACUGAUUUCUUAACAACAUGGAUACAUGCAAAAGUUUUUCAUCAGCAAUUAAAUUUGAUACAAUUUGUGUUUAAAGCAAGAAGAACAAUAUGGUUUCUACAGCAAAACUAUCGUCAGCAGGGAUACUGUUUGCGAUCGGUAUUAUCAGUGGACUUGCCAUCCCAUUUCUUUCUAUCCAAUGUCUCAUGAAGAGGUACAAGACUGCAGCUUCAGACACUGUCUUCCGCAACAUGUUGGCCAUGCUAAACUGUUUCACCGGUGGAGUAUUUUUAGCUACCUCGCUUUUAGCACUUUUACCGGAAGCGCACACGCAGAUGAACUUGGCUUUGAAUUCACCGAAUACAUCCAUGGAUACCAUGUUGAAACAUGGCAGGGAACAUAUGAAAAUAAUGUCGUACCCGAUGUCUGAGUUGCUAACAGGAUGUGGCUUCUUGCUAAUUCUGUUUAUAGAAAGUAUUGCAGUAAUGUGUCAUCAGAAUCGACAUCGAGGACAUGAUGAACUUUUGUCUACAGCAUCACCCGAAAUAAAACCAAUAGUGGCGACAGACGAUGAUUGUCAUGGGUUUACUUUAUAUCAAGCUGCCAAAGCAGAUAAAAUGCAAAACAAUCAAGGAAUGCCGAAUGUAAGUACAGAAAGAAUAAGUGACGCCCUUACGAUAGAAGAAGCCACUGGCGUUUCCUCUGAAGGAAUGACAAAUCUGCACAACAUAGUUCUGCUAGUGGCUCUCUCCAUCCACAUGGUCUUUGACGGACUCGAGGUGGGACUUCUACAAAGAGAUGAGGACGUUUGGUCCGUUUUGUCUGCUCUUUCUCUUCACAAUAUUCUUAUCUUCUUCAGGAUGGGCAUCACGUUAUGCGAGAGUACAAGCACCCGUAAUUUUAUCACCGCAAUGAUCUACAUGUCUUUAGUUUCACCGAUUGGAGUUGGACUAGGAAUACUUGUCACAUCGGACGGUGAAAAUGUUGUUAUGGAAACGAUAUCCGCGGUGUUGCAAAGCAUCGCAGUUGGUACUUUCUUGUAUGUGGCGAUCUUCGAGAUAAUAAUGAAGGAGUUCCAAACCGUUUCAUAUGACAACAGAGUAGUGAAGGCAGUGGCUGUGAUAAUCGGAUAUUUGACACUGUGUGUUGUAAUGUACGUCAUGGCUUAAUAUGUGAUGGUCGUGUAUCGGACACUGUGUUGUAAUGUAAGCCAUGACAUUAUGUGUCAUAUUCGUGUAUCUGACACUGUGUUGUAAUGUAAGUAAUGACAUUAUGAGUCAUAGUCGUGUUUUGGACGCUAUGUUGUAAUGUACGCCAUGGCAUUAUGUGUCCCAGCCGUGUGUUGGACGCUUGUGUUGUAAUGUAUGCCAUGACAUUAUGUUUCUCAGCCGUAUAUCGGACGCUGUGUUGUAAUGUACGCCAUGGCAAUAUGUGUCCGAGUCGUGUAUUGGACGCUGUGUUGUAAUGUACGCCAUGACAUUUUUGUCCCAGCCGUGUGUCAGACGCUGUGUUGUAAUGUACGCCAUGACAUUAUUUGUCCCAGCCGUGUGUCGGACGCUGUUUUGUAAUGUACGCAAUGCCAUUAUGUUUCCUAGCCGUGUAUCAGACGCUAUUUUGUAAUGUACGCCAUGACAUUAUGUGUCAUAGUCGUAUAUCUGACAAUGUGUUGUAAUGUAUUCAAUGACGAUAUGUGUCAUAGUCGUGUUUUGGACACUCCGGGUUCAUACAUAAUGCAGCCUCGGACGAGGAAGGACCACAUUAAUUUCGGAAAACAUAUACGCAUAUGUGUUGUAAUGUACGCCAUGACAAUAUGUGCCCCAGUCGUGAAUUGUGCUGUAAUGUGCAUUUAUUAUGCGAUUAGCUGUGAUAGUCGGAUAUCGGACACUUACGUAAAAUUUAUAUUCUGUAUAGAUGAAAACACGUGUAUUGUUAAAUUCAACAACAUGUAAAUGGUCACGUUUUUCUGUAUUGUGACGUUUUAAGCUCGACUAUUAUAUAUGAAAUAUAUAUAGUGGAGCUAUCCUACUCACCCCGGCGUCGGCGUGAGCGUCUGCGUUAGCGUCUGCGUUAGCGUUCAAAUGUUAAAGUUUUCGUACUACCCCAAAUAUUUUCUUUGUCCCUUGACAUAUUGCUUUCAUAUUUUGCAUACUUGUUUACCAACAUGACCCCAACCUAUAAACAAGAGCAGACAACUCUAUCAAGCAUUUUGUCAUAAUUAAUGCCCCUUUUCCACUUAGAAUAUGCAGCAAAUGUUAACGUUUGCGUACUACCCCAACUAUUUUCAAUGUCCCUUGACAAAUUGCUUUCAUAUUUUGCACACUUGUUAACCAUCAUGACCCCAACAUAUAAACAAGAGCAGACAACUGUAUAAAGCAUUUUGACAGAAGUAUUGCCCCUUUUAUACUUAGACUAUGCAUAUUAUUGAUAAUUCUAUGUUAAAGUUUGCGUACUACCCUAAAUAAUAUUUCCUAUAUCCUUUGACAUAUUGCUUUUACAUUUUUCAUACUUGUUUUUAAACAUCAUCUAAUA
Molecule: messenger RNA, 2653 nt
Organism: Dreissena polymorpha
Lineage: Eukaryota; Metazoa; Mollusca; Bivalvia; Myida; Dreissenidae
Product: zinc transporter ZIP3-like
Exons: 1
Coding region: 235-1293 (352 amino acids)
Biological process (GO): zinc ion transmembrane transport
Cellular component (GO): plasma membrane
Molecular function (GO): zinc ion transmembrane transporter activity
Source: RefSeq, a predicted model, not a curated record